Molecule: messenger RNA, 6045 nt
Organism: Microtus oregoni (creeping vole)
Lineage: Eukaryota; Metazoa; Chordata; Mammalia; Rodentia; Cricetidae
Gene: Znf316
Product: zinc finger protein 316
Exons: 7
Coding region: 490-3495 (1001 amino acids)
Biological process (GO): regulation of transcription by RNA polymerase II
Cellular component (GO): nucleus
Molecular function (GO): sequence-specific DNA binding; DNA-binding transcription factor activity, RNA polymerase II-specific
Source: RefSeq, a predicted model, not a curated record
CACCAUGAGUAGCCACGAGCAUCCUCCACGCACAGGAGGGUCGUCGCGGCAGUCUCACUACCUGCACUCAGAACUCCGUGGUGAUGCCCCAUGACCGGAAGUGCCCCCCCGUGGGCGCGGACAAGGCGGGGCCGGCGGGCGGCACUUCCGGUACCCACGCGCCGCCGCCUCCUUCGCUGUCGCGCAGCUCGCGGCCGUCACUUUGUGUAGUGCGGGGGGGUCCCCGGUGGUCACAGCCCCCGCCCCCGAGUCCGUGUCUCGCUCCGGCUUGGCCGGGCCUCGGGCGCGCGCGCGGAAGGGGCCUGAGAGUUUGCUGACUGCUGGGCACUCUCUCCUUUCCCCUGACAAGACGAAGCAAGACACUCUUCCAUCCUGCACCCCACCUGCCUCCCGCAGCUGCACAGGUGCCUGUGGUCUGACAGCGCCUCGGCCUGACCUGGCUCAUGUGUGCUGAGGGCUGGGCCACACAGAGGCUCUCUCCUAGGGCUGAUGGCCGCCCUUCACACUACUCCAGACUCCCGAGCUACCCAGCUGGAGCCUGCAGAAGAUGGGUCAAAAUGCGAUGCUGACCCUGACGAGGAUGGGGAUGAGGAGGAGAAGGGGAGAGAGGAGGCACAGGGGGAGGAAAAAGCAGAAGAGGUAGUAGUGGAAGAGGAGGAAGUGGCCACACAGUUCCAGGAGGUGGAGGUGGAGGCUAACUCAGAGGACGCUGCUGGUGCCGACAGUGUGGAGGAGGGGCUGGCAAAGGAGCAGAGGCUGAGCUUGGGGACCCAGGAGCAGCUAAGCAACGGUGGUGAUGUCAAGUCGCCAGUCCUUCAAGGGAAAGCCCUGCAGGCCUCCCAGGUCUCACCUGCUAUUCAGAAUGAAGAUCCAGAGGAAGAGGAGGAAGAGGAGGAUGAUGAGCAUUUCCUGACUCAGGGGCUGGUGACUUUUGAAGAUGUGGCUAUGUACUUCACUUUGGAGGAGUGGGAGAGGCUGGAUGUGGACCAGAGAGACCUCUACCGGGAAGUAAUGCAGGAGAACUAUGGGAUCCUGGUCUCCUUGGGAUACCCAAUUCCCAAGCCGGAUCUGAUCUUCCACCUCGAACAAGGAGAUGAACCUUGGGUCCCAGACAGCCCCCAUCCCGAGGAGGGAGACAUUGUCACUGGUGUCUACACAGGAGCCUGGUUCUGGAACGAUGACAUAGAGGACCAUGAGGAGGAAGACGAUGAGGACUUCCUUGCUGAAAUGGCAGAGGAGGAGAACGAGCCCCCAGGGCUGUGGUCUGCUGCCUAUGGUGUGGGGGACGUGCCUGGGACUUGGGGUCCCGACGAUUCAGAUUCCGUUCAGACUCCAGACGGUUGGGGACCCAGCCCAGGCAGCCUCGGUAUCCUGGCUGAGGAGGUUGAAGCUAAACAUUUCCUGUCUGGCCGGGAGCCUGGGGAGAAUUUUCUGGCGCCCUGGACAUUUCCCGCAGCAGCUGUCCCCAUCGGAUGUCCGGAGACCACUUGCGACGUGUGCGGUAAAGUGUUCCUUCACCGUUCGCGCCUGGCCAAGCACCAGCGUUACCAUGCGGCGGUUAAGCCCUUCGGCUGCGAGGAGUGUGGCAAGGGCUUUGUGUACCGUUCGCACCUGGCCAUCCACCAGCGCACUCAUACCGGCGAGAAGCCCUUCCCGUGCCCGGACUGUGGCAAGCGCUUCGUCUACAAGUCGCACCUGGUCACGCACCGGCGCAUCCACACGGGCGAGCGGCCCUACCGCUGCGCCUUCUGCGGCGCGGGCUUCGGGCGGCGCUCCUACUUGGUAACCCACCAACGUACGCACACGGGCGAGAGGCCCUACCCGUGCUUACACUGCGGCCGUAGCUUCAGCCAGAGCUCAGCGCUCGCUCGCCACCAGGCUGUGCACACCGCCGAUCGUCCUCACUGCUGCCCGGACUGCGGCCAGGCCUUCCGCCUGCGCGCUGACUUCCAGCGGCACCGGCGCGGCGGCUGCACGGAACCCGGCAGUGGCGAGGGUGCGGGGAUGGCUCCCCACGAGAUAGAGAUGGCAAUAGCAGCUGUAGCCACAGCGGAGCCAGAAGAACUGGAGGCCAGGCCCGAGGAGACCAAAGAGCCCGGGACUGAUGUGGCAGACGGAGACACAGAGGCUGAAGCCAGAGAGGACGAGGAGGUGGUAGCUGCGGCGGCAGAGGCGACGGUCCCCGACAGCAAGAAGGACCCUGAGCCAGACAGGCCGUUCCGUGAGAUGGGCAACGGCCUGAGUGGGGGCGAAGGGCCUUCCUCGCACCCGCUCGGCUUCCAUUUUCCCAUGCACCCCAAGUCUUGGCUGCAUCCAGGCAGCUUCCCCAUACUGGGGUUCCCCGAGUUCUCCGAACGGCUGCAGGUCGACGGGCGUCAUCUCUCCCGCUCCCUGGGCCCCCCGCUGUCCCUGGAGGGUGCGGGGCUGGCUUGUGACCCGUUCCGUAGCACGGGCCCCGGAGUCGGGACGGAUGGUGGCUUGCGAGCGUUCGCGCCCACCGUGGGGUCGCUGCUGGCGGAGCCCGCGCCCGCCGCGAUGGCAGAGGAGGAAAGCCCGUGGAUCUGCUCCGACUGCGGCAAGACGUUCGGGCGGCGCGCGGCGCUAGCCAAGCACCAGCGCUACCAUGCGGGCGAGCGGCCGCACCGCUGCGCCGACUGCGGCAAAAGCUUCGUGUACGGCUCGCACCUGGCGCGCCACCGGCGCACGCACACGGGCGAGCGGCCAUUCCCGUGCCCGGAGUGCGGCGCUCGCUUCGCACGCGGCUCGCACCUGGCGGCGCACGUGCGCGGGCACACGGGCGAGAAGCCGUUCGUGUGCGGCGUGUGCGGGGCGGGCUUCAGCCGGCGCGCGCAUCUCACCGCGCACGGGCGCGCGCACACGGGCGAGCGGCCCUACGCGUGCGGCGAGUGCGGCCGACGCUUCGGGCAGAGCGCGGCGCUGACCCGGCACCAGUGGGCGCACGCCGAGGAGAAGCCGCACCGCUGCCCUGACUGCGGCAAGGGCUUCGGCCACAGCUCGGACUUCAAGCGGCACCGGCGCACGCACACGGGCGAGAAGCCGUUCCGCUGCGCCGACUGCGGCCGAGGCUUCGCGCAGCGCUCCAACCUCGCCAAGCACCGACGCGGCCACACGGGCGAGCGGCCCUUUCCCUGCCCCGAGUGUGGCAAGCGUUUCUCCCAGCGAUCGGUGCUCGUGACGCAUCAGCGCACGCACACGGGGGAGCGGCCCUACGCGUGUGCCAACUGCGGCCGGCGCUUCUCACAGAGCUCGCAUCUGCUCACGCACAUGAAGACGCACCGCGGGCAGGCGGGCACACAGAUGCAGAACACCGCCGCCAAGGCCCAGGCGCCUGCCAAGACGCCGCCGCCCCCACCGCCCCCGGGCUCGGGCACCGGGUCAGGAACGCUGCUCGAGUUCGCCGGCGGAACCAGCUUCGGCUCCGAUCCUGCCGCGUUCGCUGGGCCCUCGGGUGCCUUUGAGGAGAGCGUCUUGUGAGGCUGGUCGAAGCGCGCGGAGCCCUCCCGCUCUCGAGGCGGGCUGAGGAUUCCCAAUCUUGGGUGCUCUUGGGCCCUAACGCCCCGAGCUUCAGAUCUCGCUUGGGUGCGCACAGGCUGCCACCCUGGUCAAGAGCGCCCAUCCCUGGAUCUGUGCUGCAGAGUUAGUGGGCAAAGCCAAUUCGUUCAUCACGGAUUCAGAUUCAGGUGGCCCGUAGGGUCAGUGGCUUAGGAGUCUGUCACUAGGCUUUCUGAGGAGUGAUGAGGAAGCCCUAUCAUUGGGAGAGGGUGAGAGAGGUCAUCCAGCUGCAUCCGGGUUUCUUGGAGGGUUUGGCUUCUUCUCAGUCUCCUUAGGAGUUUCAGGGACCGUCUUCCGGUCACUCGGGUGUGUCCAGUAAGUUUUAAGAACAUGGUUCAUGGCAGGCAGGAGCCUCACUAGGUUUUGGGGGGAUGGAGAUGUGAACAGGGGAAGCUUUUGUUCUAUCGACUGGGUAUUUGUUUCCAUCUUUGUAUGGCCUGAAAACUGGGGAGGUGUUGAAAAAGCAAGAUACCAAAUGCGUAAUCAGGUUGCGGAUGUUGGCUAGGUCCCCAGGGAGUUGGAAGCCUUAUUUGAGAAUCCUUACUCCAACCCCAUCGAACACUGGCUACAAGGUGCGUUUUGGUAGUGGAAUCCCCUCCAAGCUUGUUGGUGCUCUAUAGAGUGGCUGCAAGCGGCACACAUGGACAUCUUUGGAGUGCCUGGUGUGGGCUCGUACAGACCUGGUCUCCAGACGAGUUCCCUAGCAGCGCCCUCCGCCGGAGCAGGUAGCUGCGGAGCCCUGUGCUCAGCCUUUCACAGCACUGGGAUGGGUUCUGGAAACUUACCCUCAGCUUAUAAUAAGGGCCCUUUAUCCUCUGCAAGACUCUUAACUCUGCUGUAAUCACCGUACACUAGAAGCAGGUAGCGUUCCUGCCGUGGGUGGGUCCAUGCUUACAGAGUGAUUGGUGGUUUGCACAGUGGUUGUCCACCUAAGGUAUCAUGUGGACCUGAGCUCACAACUUACUAUGCAAGGCUCUUGCACAGUGGAUAGCUAACUCUCCAGCCUGGACUGCUGGCGUCUAAGAUGUAGCACACACAAGCCCCUCCCACCCUCCAUGAAUUCUGGGCCAGUGUGACUGGGGGCUAAAGAAGAGAGAUUUCCACCCAACUGCGUUCCCUUUUAGACCUAGAUCCUUUGUUGUAGUGUAGACACGCCCUUGGAGCCCAAGAGCUAACGUGCAGGCUGCUAGGUGCUGGGUGGGUAGUCCAUGGGUGGGAGGAGCUGGGGUGGUGAGGGUCAGAAGGUAGCCUGGCCAGGUGACGUGAAGUGGGAAGGCAUGGGUCCUGAUUGCUCAGCAGUGGUCUCUCUGUCCCAUUUUUUUAUGCUCUUCCCAUGUCUUCUGGGACAUGAACUUCAGAAAAAGCCAGGGCAGGGUGCACUGGCGGGGCACCAAAACCAUUCCUCUUAUUCCCCAGCGGUUUCCACUCUGCCCCUCUGCUGUGGGCAGGAGGACCUAGCUUUAAUAAAGAUGAAGAAACAAGCUUUGGGACUGGACUCUGCUUUUGCCCCACCUUGGUUCCAUCGUGUCCAUCUCUUUUCUGACUUGUUUUCCCCUUCUAGAAGCACCUGGCACAUCAUGGAUUUGGCCUGUGUCAACCCCUCCUUCCUGGGAUACCUCACACUGCCACACAUGGGACAUGACGGGGAUUCAUUCAGCUAACCCGAGUUUAAAGAGAGGGCCUGAUCUUUCUCAGAGUGCAGCCCCAUGCUUUGGCCUUUCCUCAGGGGUUCCAGUACUGUGCUGUUUAUCUACUCCAAAGCCACAAAGGCAUGGCCAUCCCCAGGAGUUCCCAGACAACUCCCUUUAACCUGGCUUUUUCUUAUUCGGUCUCUGUGAUAGGAUUUUUUCCCAAUGGGUUUGAGAAUAUGCAGAUGUGAUUUGAGGCUUCAGAAUAAAGGAAACCAGUAUCUCCAUUAAAACAAGCAGUUGGGCAGGGGAUGUAGCCCAGUGGGUACAGUGCUUGCCCAGCAUUCAGCUUUUCAUCCCCAGAACCCCACAAACCAGGCAUGGCAGAGCAUGCCUGUCAUGUCAGCAUUUGGGGAGACUACCUCAAACAAACAAACAAAAAAUACCCCGGAUUUUAGGAGGUAGAUGUAAGGAUGGAGAAGACAUAAGGAUGGAUGACCACUCAGAUCUUAGCCUACUGAGAAAGGCCAAGCAAUUCUUUGAUAAAGCUUACCAUUGAUGUGCAGCUGGAGUUCUUUUGUUGUGGGGUAAGGAAUCCCCAAUCCAACAACUGCCUCAAAGUCUUUAUUACCUGUGAAAUGUGACCAACCAAAGGUGACAGUUGGAGGAUCAUCAUGUCUGGGCAUUCUCUCCUCUGCCUACCUGUUUUUAUCUUUCUCACGUCCCUGUUUUCUCAGCCUUUUUUUUUUUUUACUUUAUCUCUAUUUUACCUAUUUAGACUCUGCUCUCGCUCUCUUUCCUCCCCCCUCUUAAUUUUCUGUUUAUGUAAUAAAGUGGUUUUAGA